GAGCGCCUGCUGAUUAAGGGGGCGAAGAUCGUAAACGAUGACCAGUCCUUCUGUGCUGACGUCUACAUGGAGGACGGCCUCAUCAAACAAAUCGGUGAGAACCUGAUAGUGCCAGGCGGGGUGAAGACCAUCGAUGCCCACGGUCGCAUGCUGAUGCCAGGGGGCAUCGACGUGCACACCCGCUUCCAGAUGCCCGACCGGGGCAUGGUCGCCGCUGACGACUUCUACCAGGGGACCCGGGCCGCCCUGGCGGGGGGCACCACCAUGAUCCUGGACCACGUGGUCCCGGAGCCCGGGGCCAGCCUGGUCUCUGCCUUCGAGCAGUGGCUGGACUGGGCCGGCAGCAAGUCCUGCUGUGACUUCUCCCUCCAUGUGGACGUGACAGAGUGGCACAAGGGCGUCCAGGAGGAGAUGGAGACGCUGGUGAAGGACCACGGUGUCAACUCUUUCCUUGUCUAUCUGGCUUAUAAGGAUGUUUUCCAGCUUACUGACUCUCAGGUGUACGAGGUGUUCAGCGUGAUCAGAGACCUCGGGGCCGUCGCUCAGGUCCACGCUGAGAACGGGGACAUCGUGGCUGAGGAGCAGCGUCGUAUCCUGGAGCAGGGCAUCACAGGGCCGGAAGGUCACGUCCUGAGCCGUCCUGAGGAGGUGGAGGCGGAGGCUGUCAACCGCUCUGUCACCGUGGCCAAUCAGACCAACUGUCCCCUCUACAUCACCAAGGUGAUGAGCAAGAGUGCCGCCGAUGUCAUCGCUCAGGCCCGGAAGAAGGGCACCGUGGUGUACGGGGAGCCAAUCACGGCCAGCCUGGGCACAGACGGCUCACACUAUUGGAGCAAGAACUGGGCGAAGGCCGCCGCUUACGUCACCUCCCCGCCCCUCAGCCCCGACCCCACCACGCCCGACUACCUCAACUCCCUGCUCUCCUGUGGGGACCUGCAGGUGACAGGAAGUGCCCACUGCACCUUUAACACCGCCCAGCGUGCCGUGGGCAAGGAUGACUUCACCCUGAUCCCCGAGGGCACCAACGGCACAGAGGAGAGGAUGUCCCUGAUCUGGGACAAGUGUGUGGUGACCGGUAAGAUGGACGAGAACCAGUUUGUGGCGGUGACGAGCACCAACGCGGCCAAGAUCUUCAACCUGUACCCCCGCAAGGGCCGUAUCGCCGUGGGCUCUGACGCCGACCUGGUGCUAUGGGACCCCGACGUCACCAAGAUCAUCUCAGCCAAGAGCCACAACUCUGCUGUGGAGUACAACAUCUUUGAGGGCAUGGAGGUGCGGGGCGCACCCCUGGUGGUGAUCAGCCAGGGCAGGAUCGUCUUGGAGGAGGGGAACCUCCACACCACCGAGGGCUCUGGGCGCUUCGUGGCCCGCAAGCCCUUCCCUGACUACGUGUACAAGAGGAUAAAGGCCCGCAGCAGGCUGGCUGAGUUGAGAGGGGUCCCUCGGGGUCUCUACGACGGGCCAGUCUGCGAGGUUUCCAUCACCCCCAAGACUAUGACGCCGGCCUCCUCUGCCAAGACCUCACCUGCCAAGCAGGCAGCCGGGCAGCCGGUCCGCAACCUGCACCAGUCUGGCUUCAGUCUGUCUGGCGCGCAAGUUGACGACAACAUCCCCCGUCGGAACACCCAGCGCAUCGUGGCUCCGCCCGGAGGCAGAGCCAACAUCACCAGCCUGGGUUAAAGCUCUCCCAUUGGCCGGGGGGGGGGGGGGGGGGUUAAAGAGGAGGUGCUUCAGGAACUGUGUGUGUGUGUGGGGGGGAACCAGAAACCACCUCUACAUCCAGAGCCACGCCCUCCUACAGUGCCUGAAGCCCCUCCUCUACCUCCACUUCUACCCUCACCCCCUCCUUCACCCCCCCCCUCCUCCAUCUCUCCCCCCUUUUCUCCCCCAUCCCAACACCCCCCCCCCCCUGACGGAGACCCCUAGAGAAGAGUUGCCUCAUACGAAGAACAACAACAAGCCGAAAACUACAACAACACACCUUUAUUU
Osmerus eperlanus (European smelt) is the source of this 1989-nucleotide messenger RNA. It is a transcript of the gene dpysl2b, whose product is annotated as dihydropyrimidinase like 2b. Gene Ontology annotation, molecular function: hydrolase activity, acting on carbon-nitrogen (but not peptide) bonds. The record is from RefSeq and is a predicted model, not a curated record. The coding region runs from base 67 to 1680 and encodes 537 amino acids. The transcript has 13 exons. Gene Ontology annotation, cellular component: cytoplasm. NCBI's taxonomy places the organism in Eukaryota, Metazoa, Chordata, Actinopteri, Osmeriformes, Osmeridae.